This is a messenger RNA of Pteropus alecto (black flying fox), 1898 nucleotides long. It is a transcript of the gene IDH3A, whose product is annotated as isocitrate dehydrogenase 3 (NAD(+)) alpha. Gene Ontology annotation, biological process: tricarboxylic acid cycle; isocitrate metabolic process. Lineage: Eukaryota; Metazoa; Chordata; Mammalia; Chiroptera; Pteropodidae. Gene Ontology annotation, molecular function: magnesium ion binding; NAD binding; isocitrate dehydrogenase (NAD+) activity. The record is from RefSeq and is a predicted model, not a curated record. The transcript is spliced from 11 exons. Gene Ontology annotation, cellular component: mitochondrion. The coding region runs from base 115 to 1362 and encodes 415 amino acids.
CGGCGCCUGUCCCAGUGGGCGGGCUCCGGAGCGGGGCUUCUUGGGGGCGUGGCCCCGCGCGGGCUGCGCGGCUGCGCACUCCGGCAGCGCUGUCGCCGCGGUGAGAGGGACGCGAUGGCGGGACCCGCGUGGAUGUCCAAGGUCUCUCGGCUGCUAGGGGCGUUCCACAACCCAAAACAGGUGACCAGAGGUUUUGCUGGUGGUGUUCAGACGGUAACUUUAAUUCCAGGAGAUGGCAUCGGCCCCGAAAUUUCAGCUGCAGUUAUGAAGAUUUUUGACGCUGCCAAAGCGCCCAUCCAGUGGGAGGAGCGGAACGUCACCGCCAUUCAAGGGCCCGGAGGGAAGUGGAUGAUCCCUGCAGAGGCCAAGGAGUCCAUGGACAAGAACAAGAUGGGCCUCAAAGGCCCUUUAAAGACCCCAAUAGCGGCUGGCCACCCAUCCAUGAAUUUGUUGCUGCGUAAAACGUUCGACCUCUAUGCAAAUGUCCGGCCGUGUGUCUCGAUCGAAGGCUAUAAGACCCCUUACCACGACGUGGAUAUUGUCACCAUCCGAGAGAACACGGAAGGGGAGUACAGUGGGAUCGAGCACGUGAUCGUGGACGGGGUCGUGCAGAGCAUCAAGCUCAUCACCGAGGAGGCGAGCAGGCGCAUCGCCGAGUUCGCCUUCGAGUACGCCCGGAACAACCACCGGAGCAACGUCACCGCCGUGCACAAAGCCAACAUCAUGCGGAUGUCAGAUGGGCUUUUUCUGCAAAAAUGCAGGGAAGUUGCAGAAAACUGUAAAGACAUUAAAUUUAACGAGAUGUACCUGGAUACGGUGUGUUUGAACAUGGUCCAGGACCCGUCCCAGUUCGACGUGCUCGUUAUGCCGAACUUGUAUGGCGACAUCCUGAGUGACCUGUGUGCGGGACUGAUUGGAGGUCUCGGCGUGACACCGAGCGGCAACAUUGGCGCCAACGGGGUCGCGAUCUUCGAGUCGGUUCACGGCACGGCCCCAGACAUCGCGGGCACGGACAUGGCCAACCCCACGGCCCUGCUGCUCAGCGCGGUGAUGAUGCUGCGCCACAUGGGGCUGGUCAGCCACGCCGCGAAGAUCGAGGCAGCCUGCUUCGCCACCAUCAAGGAUGGGAAGGUACCGCGGCCUCACAGGCUGGCCCCUGACCCGUGGCAAAACAGACACGAUGCAAAGUGCACCUUUUUGAUCCUUCCGACACGUUCGGAGUUUAACGAAAGAUUUGGGAGGCAGUGCGAAAUGCUCCGACUUCACAGAAGAAAUCUGUCGCCGAGUGAAAGACUUAGAUUAAGGCUUCUGCAGGAGCUGUCCACACCAGUCACUCUGGACAGACCCACAUGGCCGUGUUAGGACACACACCCCGUUCCGCGUGCGCUUGGCUUGCUUGUUUCCUGCCCGACUACACGCUAGAUCUGGCCUUUCCGUAAAAAUCUGUGCAAAGGAUGCAGAUGAUGUCCCUUGGCCUCCUUUCAAAGGACUUUUUCCAAAUGCUCGUUUUAUUUGUUAAAUGUCUAUUUGGUUAUUUGGUAUACAUUUUUUGUAAACUCUAAGCAGACUGUAUUGUUUGCCAUUGUGAACCAUUUUACACUUCAGUUAAAAGUUUUUCCUUCGCUGUAAAUACGAUACAGAAUUAAUAAGAGAAAACUUCUAACUUUUUAAAGAGAAAGUUUUCCUUGGUUUACGAAAAAUAUAAUAGACAUAGAACGGUAUUGAUAUAAUAGCACCGAUGACAUUCUUAUCAGUGGACGGGCACGAGAGAAGUUUCCUAGGAAAAGGCUCACACUCAAAACGGAGUACAGCCUAUUUCUUAGUGACAUGGAAAAUUAAGACAGAUUUGUCCUUUAUAUGAAUUACUGAAUAUGAAUAAAGACUCCAGAUCAAAGAAA